Mytilus trossulus (common blue mussel) is the source of this 472-nucleotide messenger RNA. RefSeq lists its product as uncharacterized. The transcript has 4 exons. The coding region runs from base 94 to 453 and encodes 119 amino acids. The record is from RefSeq and is a predicted model, not a curated record. Lineage: Eukaryota; Metazoa; Mollusca; Bivalvia; Mytilida; Mytilidae.
UUUAUCUUUUUUCUCCCAAGCUGUCACUUAGUAUGAAUAUAAACUAAAACUUUGUAAAGGUCAUUUUUCAUCUGAUGUGCACAAGGAAUAGAAAUGAAAUUACUGAUUUCAGCAGUUUUAUUCCUUUUAUUCGCUGGUGUAAACUGUAGCAACUAUAGGAAUCCAUACAUCGAGAAUCUAAAACAGACCAUGUGCAAGGAUAGAAGCUGUGGAUUUGAACAAGUUUGUGAAAUCAUGAAUGUGCAGUGUAUAACCGCACCAUGUCCCCCUUUAACCAGAUGUGCUCAAACAUGGGGAGCUUCGUCCAAGGGUGGUACUUGUCCAACAGCAGAUGACAGCAGUGUCAGUAUGAUUCAGUGUUUUGGGGAUUUCGGAUGUGGUUUAAGUAACAACGAUGUUUGUUGUCAUAAUCGUAAUACUCAAACCUCGUACUGCCACACACCUAAAAAAUAAAUAUAUGAAUACAAAUAUU